AUGACGGGCUUAAGUGACGACGAGAAAGAAUGCGCCAAAGCAGUAUCGUUUGAAGACCUGAAUCCUCGUCGCAAAUCCGUCAUGAUCAGUUCCAUCAUUAAGAGUUCCAUUACGGAUUCGAGUGAUCAACAGGCGGAAUUGAUGCGAUCGGUCAUCUUGGGUCGUACCAAUACGACCCGCGAUGUCUUUCAAGAUGAAGAAGACGAUGACGCCGAUUCGGACGGUGGUUACUCGAAUGUUCUCAGUGUCGUCGAUUCGGUUGGAACAUCCAAUGGCGGUGGCAGUGGCGGCGUCAACAAGGAACAAUCCGAUAAAGAAAAGGAAACGAAAAAGAUUCAAGAAGAAUUGUCCAAAAAAGAAUCGGCAUCCGUCUUGUAUUUGCGUUUGUUGGUGAUUUUCGUAUUGGUCGUUACAGCCGCCGUCGUUUCUUCUGUGGUCUAUUUGAUUACCCGCAAUGGCGAAGUCUCGGAAUUUGAAACGCAAUACGAAGGUGCGGCCGGUAAAGUCACUGACGCCUUUGAGAAUAUCAUGGUCCGUAUGGAAUCCAUUGCCGGAUUGGCAGCUGUCUAUACGUCCCAAGGCAUGCAUCACAAUCCUUGGCCGUUUGUCUCGCUGGAAGACUUUUAUCCACGAGCCCGCAAUGCUUUGGAUAUUUCCGGAUCGUUGUGGAUUGGGAUGCAUCCGUUGGUACCACACCAAUAUUAUAAAGCGUGGGACGAAUUCACCAUGGAUCCGGCCAAUUAUCGAUGGGUCACACAAGCGUUGGAGUAUCAACAAAAACGAAACAUUGAACCCGUCGAAGGAACUACCAUUGGGGUCUCCAACGUAUCGGGCUAUACGACCGUCGUGGAUCCCUUGCAUUUCCUGCAACCCGAUGGAACCGCUGUACUGGAAACGGACGAUCAAGACUGGUACUUACCGCGGUGGCAGACCAGUCCGUUUUUGCACAAAGCAUUUGUCAAUGAAAAUGUCCGCAACAAUCCCAGAGAAUUCGCCACAUCCAACUACAAGAAGAAAGUACUCAGUCAUGUCGUUGCCACUGGACAGGCUGUCGCGUCGGAAUUUUACUCGGCCGAGUUUGGAUAUGCCAAUAGUUCCAAUCCGGAUACGGCCUUUCUCGCCAAUCUCCGAGGAUUACAGGCUGGAUUGGAAACGCCCUAUCACGGUGACCCCAUGACCGAUCUGUACAUUCCCAUUUUUGAUACCAUUGACAAUUCCAUUGAUAAUCCCAAUCGCACCGUCGUCGGAAUCAUGUCGUCGUUGGUCCAUUGGAAGUCCUUUUUUCGUUAUGUUCUUCCACAAAAUGUCCAUGGUAUUAAUGCCGUCUUGGAAUAUACAUGCGAUGGGAAUACCGAAGCGGAUCAUGCCAAUCGCGAUUCGUCCAAUCGAAGGACGACGCAGGCAACCAAAGUGGAUCAUGCCAACGAUCGUAGGGCGCAAACCGAGUUUGUCAUUUUCCCCAUGCAAAAUAAUGAUACCUUUCCCACAGAGAGUCCCACCGAUGUGCCAUCAUUGGACGAUGCUGCCACACGCGAUGAGCCGUUGCCUGCCGAUGCGGCUACUGCAGUGCCAACCACCAGUCCUACCGAGGCUCAGACGGCUACCGAGGAGGACAUGCCAGGAACGCAGUUCGUCGGCGAAGAAUCCCAGUUUGACAUUCCCCACGUCACCACCGAAGAACCACAAGAUAUUCACAGUGAAUCCAAGUACUUUACCAUUGUCAUUGAAGGGGUCGAAGCCUAUGCCGUCGGCCACGGAGAUUUACACGAACGCAAAUUCAAUCAAUACGAACGACGAGCUUCGUACGUCAAGAAUGACUUUAAAAUGAACGAUGGAACAUUGUCGGGGAUCCCCAUUGAUCAGACGUGUACGUACCAGCUCCGAGUCUAUCCAUCGCAGCAGUUUUACGAUCAGUACAAUACCAAUCAGGCAUGGAUCAUUACCGUGGUCAUUGCCUGUGUCUUUUUGUUUGCCAUUUUCAUGUUUUGGGUAUACAAUCUCAUGGUGGAGCAUCGACAAAAUAAAAUUCUCAAAAAAGCGACGCAGACGACCGCGCUCGUGUCCACACUGUUUCCCAAGAACGUGCGAGACAGACUGCUCGAACAAGAAGAGAGCCACAGCCACACAAACAAGUACGGAUUCGGGACGAAGUCGCGGUUGAAGGGCUUUGUGGCAGGCGAAACAGAUAGCGAUUCCGAUGUCAUGUCCUCGUCUCCCAUUGCUGACCUGUUCCCAAAUUGCACUGUCUUCUUUGGUGACAUUGCUGGCUUUACAGCAUGGAGCAGUACUCGAGAACCCGGUCAAGUGUUCAUUCUCCUCCAAAAUCUCUAUCAGACGUUCGAUCAGCUUGCAAAGCGGCGAUCAGUAUUCAAGGUCGAAACGAUCGGAGAUUGCUACAUGGCGGUUACGGGGCUUCCAGAUAAACAGCCAGACCAUGCGACGAUAAUGUCGCGCUUUGCAUUCGAUUGCUUGGUCAGCAUGAAGGAAAUUACGAAGAGGCUGGAAAGUACUCUGGGCCCCGAUACAACAGACCUCGGAAUGCGAAUCGGGUUGCACUCGGGGCCGGUGACUGCCGGAGUGUUGCGUGGUGAACGUGCUCGUUUCCAGCUCUUUGGAGACACCGUAAAUACAGCAAGUCGAAUGGAAAGUACUGGUUCAAAGGGACGCAUUCAAGUUUCGAAUUCAACAGCAAAGAUUCUCAAGGCAGUUGGAAAAGACCAGUGGCUGACGCAGCGCGAGGAUGCUGUGAAGGCCAAAGGCAAAGGCAUUAUGCGAACAUACUGGAUGACCCCAAAGAAGAACGACUCUUCCGCGGGUGGUUCGAGUGUCGGAGAUCCUGCGGAACAACAGUCGCAAAAUCGCCUCGUAGAUUGGAUUGUUUCGCUAAUGUUGGACGACAUUCGAAAGAUCGUGUAUGACCGGAAAAAGGUGGGUGGUAUCUCGAAUUUGAUGAAGGGACAAGCGGCUCCGACUUUCGUCCCGGCCAAGGGAACUACCUGUAUGGAAGAGGUGAAGACUGUCAUACAUAUGCCAAAGUUUGACUCUACAAAGCAGGCGCAUCAGAUGGGAAAAUACAAGGGAAUAUCGGUGGAAGACGACGUUGUGAAGGAGCUCACUGCCUACGUAGCCGCAAUAGCUGCGAUUUAUCGUGACAACCCUUUCCAUAAUUUUGAACAUGCCUGUCACGUCACAAUGAGUGUUAGUAAGCUUCUCAAGCGCAUCGUCACACCAGAGAUCGCUGCAAACGAGAUCAGUGGGUCUGCCACUCAAGAUAAGCUGGCCUUGACCUUACAUGACUACACUUUCGGGAUCAACAGUGAUCCACUUGCUAUGUUUGCCAUGACCUUCUCAGCUCUGAUUCACGAUGUGGAUCACAGGGGCGUAUCCAACAUGCAGCUUGGCGUGGAAGAUCCUGCGAUGAAAGAGAAGUACGACAAUAAGAGCUUAGCCGAACAGAAUUCCUUGGAUAUUAGCUGGGAUAUCUUGAUGCAAGAACGCUUUUCGAAGCUUCGCAGCUUUGUUUUUGGCUCGCAAGAAGAGCUACUGCGGUUUCGCCAGCUCAUUGUGAAUAUUGUGCUUGCCACAGACAUCUUCGAUAAGGAGCUCAAUGCGCUUAGGCUGUCUCGUUGGAAGCAUGCUUUCUCUGAAGAAAAGAUGGAAGAAGACGUACGAACGAAAAAUGACUUGCGGGCAACAAUUGUGAUUGAGCACAUUAUGCAAGCUUCGGAUGUGUCCCACACAAUGCAGCACUGGCACGUUUACCAGAAGUGGAAUCGCUGCUUGUUCAAGGAGAUGCAUGCUGCAUACCUGGAAGGACGAAUGGGAAAGGACCCCGCUACCUUUUGGUAUAAGGGAGAAAUUGGCUUCUUCGACAACUACAUCAUCCCACUCGCCAAGAAGCUCAAGGACUGUGGGGUAUUCGGAGUCAGUUCAGAUGAGUACCUUGACUAUGCCGAACAGAAUAGGGCGGAAUGGGAGGAGCGAGGGCAGGAGAUUGUGGAAGGGAUGGUGGCAGAACUCUCUCGGGAAGCUGCUGCUCUGGAUUGCUGA
Molecule: messenger RNA, 4050 nt
Organism: Seminavis robusta
Lineage: Eukaryota; Bacillariophyta; Bacillariophyceae; Naviculales; Naviculaceae
Source: the annotation of a GenBank genome assembly